CUCUCUGCCACUCAUGCCAUCUCUCUAAUGUCUGGAAACAUUCCAUAUCCCUUUGUUAUUACAGUCGAUAGAUUGUUUUUAUUAGGAAAUGUAUGAACUUCGGGCAGUUCAGUUUUAAUUGCUGUGACGUAGUACAUUUUGCUAACUAAAUCAUAAUUAUUACCAGAGCAAUCAGAACCCAAAGAAGAUUGCGACACCACCUAUGCAUUUGCUAAUAUUUCUCAGAGAACACCGGUCUGCGCAUACCAUUUCUACCGAAACAGCUCUUAUAAGUCGUACACUAGGAAUCUUGCUGCUUUAAACAUUAAAGUUUAACCAUGGCGCCACGUCUAGACCUAGAGGAAGAUAAGGCUAUUGUCUGUGAUAUUCUACAUGGGAAGAUGCUGAGGAAGGGGAAGGAAAGCCUUUACUUCAAUCGAACAGAAGACCAGCGAAUACGUUAUGUUCUUGCCGUUACAUAGUUAGCUACAUCAGUUUCUUAGGAAUAGCAUGUGCCUUUAUGAAUCGGGUCAACAUUAGUGUUACCAUGACAGCAAUGGCAAACAGUUCAUACAGCUCGACCUAUGACCUAUUCAACUCAACGGCUGAACUAUGUCCUGCUAGGUCAAACAAUGACAACGAAGAAAACGUCAGGGAAGGAGAAUUUCCAUGGGAUGCGCAUACACAGGAACAGAUCUUAGCUGCUAUCUACUAUGGCUUUCCCAUCCUCCAAGUACCUGCUGGUAUCUUAGCUGAUAAAUACCCUCAAACCUGUAUCUGGUUGAUAGGUGUAGGGUACCUACUAUCAGCUAUAUUUACAUUGUUCGUUCCUCUAGCUGCUUACGCUGGAGGAGCUCCUCUCAUCAUAACACUCCGAAUUCUUUCAGGCCUCUCCGAGAGUGGCACGUACCCCGGUCUCUAUUCUCUGAUGUCUCGUUGGGCUCCCCCGGCAGACAGAAGCAAGCUACUCGCCAUUGUCUUUGCGGGUUCAUCUGUCGGCCAAAUCAUUGCCCAACCUAUCUCUGGUAUUCUCUCCGAGUCAGACUUCCUCGGCGGUUGGCCAUCCACCUUUUAUCUUUUUGGUUCAUUAGAAGUGCUAUGGUGUAUCUUAUGGUUUCUUGUGAUAUAUCCAUCACCUAUGGCACACCCGAGGAUAUCUCAAGAAGAAAAGGAUUACAUCAUGGCUGAACUCAAACUUGAAGAUGAGCCACCCAAGGAUUAUCCAUGGAAACACUUCUUUACUUCGCUGCCAUUGUUAGCUGUGGUUGUCGCUGAUUUCGCUCUGAUGUGGGUUCUUUACUCUCUAACAUCCAACCUUCCAAUAUUCCUGAAAGAAGCUCUUCGAUUUGACAUCUCUCAGGCUGGUAUUUUGUCAGCUGUUCCGCACAUUGUUUUCUUUAUCUUCAUCCUCGGUGGAGGAGUCUUAGCAGACUUCCUUCUCUCACACACCAACUUCAGCAUCACCACCGUCAGGAAAUUCAUGACCACAAUAGGUAUAUUGCCAUCAGGAAUAUUCCUUGUCCUGGCUGGUUAUGUUGGAUGUAACGCACCUCUAGCUAUUACGUUUAUCUCUCUUGGACUGGCGUGUACUGGACUCGCUUAUUCAGGCUCCUGUCUCUCCAUGAUGGAGCUAGCUACACCUUAUGCUGGAAUGGUCGUUGCUGUAUCAUACUCCAUCGCAACUUUCACUGGUUUUAUUUCGCCAGCAGUUGUUGCUAUGUACACGGAGAACCAGGCCGAUAUAGCAGGAUGGAGAUCAUUUUUCUGGGUGACAUUUGGGAUUACUGUAGUAGCCUGGUUACUCUUUAUGAUCUUCGGCACUUCCGAGCUUCAACCAUGGGCGAAAGGAGACAGGAGAAAAGACAAAACUGAGCAUCGAGAAACCAAGUAUGGAGGAAUCAUUGAUAACGGGCUAGAAUACAAUAGUGAAAGAGAAGAGAUCCUGCCGCCAGAUUACACCUGAUUCAUACAAACUUGUGUCCAGAAAUGUAGUAUGCUGCAUGGAUGACGAAAACUCUAUUUUACACGAAAUUUCGGUCCACUUGAAUUCGAUGUCACGGAUCGUGCAUUUUCUAGGAUUCUUGGGAGAAAAUCUGAGAUCUUAUAAAGGGAGAAAAUCUGAGACGUUAUAAAUUCAUUAUGGAAUACAUGAAAUCAACGAUAUCUAAAUUCGGAGAUGUUUGAGGUCAUCCGAAUUAUCAUACAAUUUUUUUCGGACUACUUUUUUCUUUCAAAAGCCCCAUCAAAACUGCGUGUGUGUCAUUCUGCCUUAUGUUUGCCUAUUUUCUGUCAAUCAUUCUCAUGUACUUGUAUUGGCGAGAUUUUGUGAAAACUGAGUAAAAAAUACACACAAUUUUAAUUUUUAAUAUUGGAAAAAGUUAUGCGUAUUUAUGACUCAAAUAUAUGACGCAAAUGUUUGUUCUAUGCAGGGGGGAAGAGUGGUAAGAACUUAAUCAAAGUGCAAUCCACACCUAAAAGAUUUCAAACAUCGUUCGUAUAGUAUGUGGCAAUCAGUCCGAGGAACAACAAGCAAUGCGUGAUCCUGACUGGAAAGAUUUGAGGGUUUCGCAUUCACCGUAAUCUAAUACUGACUUUAAUGUACAUAAAUUCGUUGAAUUCAUUGAAUUUAUUGAAAAUCAUUAAUAAAUCUAAGUGCUGAUAAUAAAGCGAGUAUGUACAUUGCAUAAAACAAGAAGAAAGGCAAAUUAAAUGAUUGGUCUAUAGUUCGCUCUUACAUGACUGUAAGCUUAGUAUGUCGAGAGAGAGAAUUAAUAACUUAUCCCUCUAGGAUUGGUUUGAAAUAAGAGCAAUUUCUUAAAAAGUUAAAUAUAGAUAAAUAAAAAAGUGUGUGUAUUAUUACUUGAAUUACAUUUUCAAUCUAAGAAAUAACAUUUCUAUCAAAAUGGUUUCUUUCCUUCACCGUGUCAACACAAUCAGAAAACGCGCUUGGCAUCAUGAAUAAUACUCAGAGUAGUUUCCAUGUCCGCGAUAUUACCAAACCUAUAAAAGACCGUAUCUGGACACCUACACUCUGGAUAACCACCCCCCCCCCCCCCGGUUAACCAUCCUAUAGGACAACUCAAGUGCAUGGUUCUUGAGAUAUCACGAUAACGAGAAAGCGGGACGGACAGACUGACGGACAACCCCAAAACAUAAUGCCACCGGCACUUCCUUCGGUGGGCGGAGGUAAACAUUCAUUUGAUCUCCGUGAAGAUUUGCAUGUUACAUUACUAGUAUGUAUCAUUUUAGCUUCAUAUUUAGUAAUGGUACUAUAAUGUGUUUCAAUGUUGUGUUUAAUAUGGUGCACCUCAUGAAGUUAAACGUGACGAUUUAUAAGUUAGGCCCAUGUAUAAUUAAUUGUAAUAAAGAAAAAUGAAAACAAAAACAAA
Molecule: messenger RNA, 3368 nt
Organism: Strongylocentrotus purpuratus (purple sea urchin)
Lineage: Eukaryota; Metazoa; Echinodermata; Echinoidea; Camarodonta; Strongylocentrotidae
Product: sialin
Exons: 10
Coding region: 500-1942 (480 amino acids)
Biological process (GO): transmembrane transport; monoatomic anion transport
Molecular function (GO): transmembrane transporter activity
Source: RefSeq, a predicted model, not a curated record